Molecule: messenger RNA, 1695 nt
Organism: Desarmillaria tabescens
Lineage: Eukaryota; Fungi; Basidiomycota; Agaricomycetes; Agaricales; Physalacriaceae
Exons: 10
Coding region: 51-1352 (433 amino acids)
Cellular component (GO): cytoplasm
Molecular function (GO): calcium-dependent phospholipid binding; calcium ion binding
Source: RefSeq, a predicted model, not a curated record
GCGUCUUUAUAACGAGACGCUGUCAUCUUUCAUCUUUAUCUCUUACCACGAUGGCUUACAAUCAAUCGCCCAAUUACUACCCCAACUAUAGUGGUGGCCAGCCUGGAUAUCCUCAACAGGGUAUGUACCCGCCGCCACUUGGAGCUCCUGGAGGCUACGGUGGUCUACCUCCACCCAUUCCAACCCAUUCUUAUCCUGGAGCACCUCCUCCUAUGCCAAUGAAUUACCCCAACCAAUACGCGCCACCUUCUGGGCCACCUCCUCCGCCAAAUGCAAAUUAUAAUCCAUCGUAUGUGCCACCACAGCAAUAUCAGCCUCCGCAAGGUCCACCUCUAGGACAGUAUCAGUCAUCUCAUGGAGCACCUUACCAACCACAAGGUUUGCCUUAUCCGCCGCCACCGAUGCAGUCCUUUGCGCCUCCAGGACAGGAGGCGCGCUACCUGGGCGUCACGGUUCUAGCGCCACAUGCACAUCCCUCUACAGCUAUGAUCCCUGGAUAUAACCCCUCGGGCGAUGUAGAGGCCAUCAGGAACGCGACUAAGAAGAUGGGUACCGAUGAGAACUUAGUGAUCUCUACGCUGGCGCCACGCACGUCAAUGGAGAUGAUUGCCCUUUCGAACGCGUUUUUAGCCAAGACUGGAAAAACAAUGGAGGAUACAUUGGACGGGGAGACGAGCUAUAAUUUCAAGACGGCAUUGCAUGGUCUCGCUCUUGGCCCUUUAGGUUGUGAUGUCUGGCUUGCUCACUUGGCCAUUGAUGGAGCCGGAACAAACGAGAUCUUGCUGACAGAACUCCUACUCGGACGCUCAAACGAAGAGCUUCAACUAUUAAUUGGCGCCUAUCAGAAGACUCAUCAUCGAAGUCUCGUUGACGCGGUCCGGGAUGAUCUGAGUGGGAAGACGAAGAGAUUGUUCACCAUGGCGUUGGCCGCCUCUCGGCCUCCGGAUCACUUCCCUGUGAACCCUCAACAAGUUGACAGUGACGUGCAGGCAUUGUACAAGGCUGGGACCGGGAAGAUAGGGACCGACGAGGUAAAGCUAUCAGUGAUAGAUUUCGCUUUGUUUCUCACGGACUGGAUUUUCCAGAUUGCUUUCUUUGAUAUACUCGUAAAUCGAUCCACGCCUCACCUAACAGCUCUGUGUAACGCAUAUAAAAUAAAAUACAAGAAGACACUGUCGAGGGUGAUCAAAUCAGAGUUCUCUGGUCACUCUCGAGAUGCGCUUCUAUACAUCGUUAAGGGCGUAAAAGAGAAGCGGCUAGGUGAGGGACCGGGUAUCUGGCGAGAUGCACAGUUACUCGAGGCUUCGAUGAAAGGAUUCGGAACGAAAGAUGAACAAUUAAUUUGGAGGUAAGCAUGACAGUUGUUUUCGGAGACGCACAUGCUUACAGAUAUGCAGAGUACUGCGUGCGCAUUGGGAUCGCCCCCGUAUGGAGAGACUGAAAGCGGCGUAUCAAAAGCGAUAUAGGAAAUCACUUGGAGAUCGCAUCGGUGGAGAAACGAGUGGAUCGUACAGAAAGUUGCUGCUGGCACUUGUCAGAUAAACGAUAUGUGUGUAAAGUAAUGUGUAUUAGUAGGAUACCACGUAACCAUUCUCGGCAGUUCUUGACUUGGGGCGGAUACUUAAUAACUUGGACGUCGGCAUGUACGCUUGGUGGCGGCCGUCUUUGCGCCGCACCCGACUACUUCCAUCCAUA